Molecule: messenger RNA, 717 nt
Organism: Bipolaris oryzae ATCC 44560
Lineage: Eukaryota; Fungi; Ascomycota; Dothideomycetes; Pleosporales; Pleosporaceae
Exons: 1
Coding region: 1-717 (238 amino acids)
Source: RefSeq, a predicted model, not a curated record
AUGGCCAAUUCCGCGCACCGUGCCUCGUAUGUUGUGAGAGACAAGGACGAUGAAGACCCGAAGCCAGGACCACCGCCACCCAAAGACACAAACUCUGCUCAAGCAGUCUCUGCGGCUCUACCUACCGCGACCGGAUCUCAGGCCAGUACUGUGCCAUCAUCAACAGCUGCAACACCAGGAGCAUCAGGAACAUCAGAAACCUCAGGAAUAUCAGGCUACUCAGAAUCAUCGGGGUCAUCCAAGGACACGUUCGGCCCGGCAGAAAGUGCAGGAAUCGGAGUCGGAGUCGCCCUUGCACUACUUCUCCUAGCCUUAGGAGCAUGGCUCUUCAUACGCCGCAGACGAAGGCGCAGAAUGAGCAAAGCCUCACUCGGCUCAUCGACACCUGACACCGAAGCCGGCCUCGCCAACAAAGAAUACGGCGCCCCCAGCAUUCGAGAAAUGGAAGCCGAAAGACGAGCGUCCGAGCUGGCUGCCCACAUGGGUCCCGUCGAAGUCCCAGGCGACCCAGAGUUCGUGGCCGAGUUAGAAGGUUCAGAUGCCGCCAUCGGGGCGGUUGCAGAGAAGAAAGAUCGCGAGCGUCUCUUUGCUGAUGCGCCGCUCGACGAACCUGGUGACCGUGAUGAGUUUGGAUUUAGCAGGAAUAACAGCAGGAGGAGCGAUGUCAAGGGCGGCAUCGAUUUCAAAGGCUACGACGUCAAGAAAUUUGACUCCUAG